AUGGUACUGGCUGCGAAAACAUACCAGUAUCGCUUGACGCAAGCCGAAUGCCAACUGCACAAUCUUCUUCGUAGGCUCGAAGCAGAAUUCGAAGACGAGUUCCCGGAGAUAUUCAGUAGCACAGGACUUCCAAAGCUGAACAAACCCUUCACGUUAUCAUUGCAGUUAGGAGGUCGUCAGCUUGAACAUUUUGAUCUCAACGGUACACAUCUCAUACAAGAUUGUGCGUCUGUCGGUGCUAAAAUUGUACGAAAGCUUCUGACAUCCGACGAGCAUGUGGAAUCGCCUGCAAGAGAUGAUACCUCAACUAAACUGGGAAGCGGAGAUCCUGGCAGAGUCACGCCAGGCCUGUCAAAUGAACCCCUGGUGUCUGUUGCGGUCAAAGAACAAACGUCAUGGGAGUCGAUCAAGCAGGAAGUUGUCCCUCCAUACGUUAAAGCUGUUACCUUUACGGUAGCUCGGAGUGAUUUAACACCCGAUCGUCAGGAGGACUUGAAAUUUCGUUUCCCUGAUGUUACGAUCACUACCGAAUAUCUACCUCGCGAGCACGAAGAUGAAGUCGAGGUCGAGUCCCAAUUCGCUGCCGAUCAAUGUCUGCGACAAAGGUCCACUACAGAGACUGCACCAAUCACGUCCUGGACAACCUCCACGAAGCCCCUGUCACUCCACACGAGCAUAAUGACUGUCGCAGAAGUAAUUCCAGAUAUACCUUCAGUCACUGAUACGCCAAAGCUCAGUUUGUUAUCGCGGAUGAGCAUUGGUGGGUCCGAAAUACGCAUCAAGGGCGUUGCUUCCGGAAACCCAGACAACGCCGAUACACCCACAGGUCCCGGCAAGACGUACAAUAAAUCGCCGAUAUUAAGCAUCGCAGAGCGUAUAGGUCUGGAAACCACCUGCCCAGAUAAGGUCAUACAUGCCAUGUGGUCACAAUGGCAAAACAAUCGCGAAGUAAAGCCAUAUGCCGCAGUGCGUCGAAUGAUCAACCUCAAGCAAUACUACAACAAUCUUGUCACGCUGUACACACUCGCACACCAUAGGGAGGAGUUCGACUUGUGUUUUGCGGUGUUGCUCAGGUUUCAGAGCACGAACUAUACCUUCAGAGAAGAAUUACCAGACGUAGCCACCAUCGUUCUGGCAUUCCAAUAUUUGCCUGAGGGUAACGACCUUUGUUGCUGGGUAGCGACGCUGUUCGCGUUUUUAUGGACGACUCAGCAAUAUCAGGACCGCGAACACCUCCUCGCUGACUUUCCCGGGCUCGAUAGCGACGCAUUUUCUAAGUUCAUUUUCGCGAUCGCACACAUAAGAGCUCCUUUCACGAAAGGCCACAACACUGCGGUACUCGAGCAAUGGUGUGAGGUGCACCAUCAUGAAGAAGGCGACGCAGAAGAAGCGUUAUGCAAAGAGGUGUUUGACGGCAUGAAAGUCCAGCUUGACAAGAUCAGGAGUGAAGAAGCUGAGCGCGAGUACAACGAGGCGAAGAGACUAGUCGAUGACUACGUGAAGAGCCUGCAGUCACAGUCACUGAGUGUAGACGCAACACAGAGCACACCUCUCGGAAAGAGCAAAAGAAAAGCGGAGAGCCCUGUUGUACAGUCACACAGGAAGUAUAAGAGGGGCGGUGGAAGGGGCGGUGGAAGGGGCGGGUUCAGCCGAGCAUCAUCGUAA
This is a messenger RNA of Macroventuria anomochaeta, 1665 nucleotides long. RefSeq lists its product as uncharacterized. The record is from RefSeq and is a predicted model, not a curated record. NCBI's taxonomy places the organism in Eukaryota, Fungi, Ascomycota, Dothideomycetes, Pleosporales, Didymellaceae. The transcript is spliced from 2 exons. The coding region runs from base 1 to 1665 and encodes 554 amino acids.